Messenger RNA from Histoplasma mississippiense, 891 nucleotides. RefSeq names its product ferrochelatase, mitochondrial precursor. Bases 1 to 891 code for a protein of 296 amino acids. Gene Ontology annotation, biological process: heme biosynthetic process. The record is from RefSeq and is a predicted model, not a curated record. The transcript has 2 exons. Gene Ontology annotation, molecular function: protoporphyrin ferrochelatase activity. NCBI's taxonomy places the organism in Eukaryota, Fungi, Ascomycota, Eurotiomycetes, Onygenales, Ajellomycetaceae.
AUGUGCAAGAUCCUCGACAAGAUAUCCCCAGAAACUGCACCGCACAAACCGUACAUUGCUUUCCGAUACGCGGCCCCAUUGACAGAAACUACCUAUACUCAGAUGAUCCAAGAUGGAUUUGGUGGAGGCAAAGGAGGUCGGGCAGUGGCGUUUACACAAUACCCACAGUAUUCUUGCUCCACAACGGGCAGCUCAUUGAAUGAACUAUGGAAGUGGCGUAACCGAUUGGAGGGCAAGCGCGCGACUGGGCGAGGCGAGACAGAGGGAGCAAUCCAAUGGAGUGUCAUUGACCGAUGGCCUACGCAUUCAGGCUUAAUAGAGGCAUUCGCUCAGAAUAUUGAAAAACAACUUGCGACAUACCCUGAAAUAAGGAGAAAUGACAUCGUUCUCCUAUUCUCUGCUCAUAGCUUACCUAUGAGCGUUGUCAAUCGAGGAGAUCCAUACGCAGCAGAAGUCGCUGCAACCGUCCAUGCAGUCAUGCGACGACUCAACUUCUCGAACCCCUAUCGCCUCUGCUGGCAAUCCCAAGUCGGCCCUUCAGCCUGGCUAGGGGCCCAAACCAGCGAUACAGUUCGAAACUACGUGGAGAAAGGACAUACAGACCUUCUCCUAGUCCCUAUCGCCUUUACCAGCGACCAUAUCGAAACCCUUUUCGAACUAGAUCAGGAAGUCAUUCAUGAGGCCAACAGCCCCGGCGUCAAACGAGUUGAGAGCCUGAAUGGGAGCAUGGUUUUCAUCCAGGGGCUUGCGGACAUUGCUGCUGCACAUCUGCGCAGUGGACAAACUUGCUCCCGCCAGAUGACGCUACGGUGCCAGGGCUGUACCAGUGAAAGGUGUCUGGAGCAGAAGAAAUUUUUUGCCGGACCUGACUUGGCGGCUCUUGUACGAUAG